Arachis stenosperma is the source of this 2259-nucleotide messenger RNA. RefSeq lists its product as uncharacterized. The transcript has 3 exons. The record is from RefSeq and is a predicted model, not a curated record. Bases 1 to 2259 code for a protein of 752 amino acids. Gene Ontology annotation, molecular function: nucleic acid binding; zinc ion binding. NCBI's taxonomy places the organism in Eukaryota, Viridiplantae, Streptophyta, Magnoliopsida, Fabales, Fabaceae.
AUGGAGAAACUAGAUAUUUUUCAGCUUAUUCCUGUUAUCCUUAACGGCUCCAACUAUGCUCAUUGGGUUGAAGCUAUGCGAGAAUUUCUUAAAGGGCGAAAAUUAUGGCAAUAUGUGACUGGUGAUAUUGUUUGUCCUGUUAAGCAAACUGUGAGUGACAAAUCCCAAGAUGGGGUCUCCAAAUCUAAGGAGGAUGUUGAGAAGGACUUUGCAGAGAGGUUGAAAGAUUGGGAUAGUAAAAAUCAUCAAAUAAUCACCUGGUUCCGUAACACUUCUACUCCUAGCAUUCAUUUACAGUUUGGACGUUUUGAAACUGCUAAAGAGGUAUGGGAUCGUUUGGCCAAACAUUACACUAUUUAUGAUCUCUCUUAUCAAUACCAACUUCUAAAAGAGUUUCGUAGCCUUAAGCAAGAACGUGGCCAAACGGUUUUUGAUUUUCUUGCUCAAAUGGAAAUUAUUUGGGAUCAACUGACCUCUUGUGAGCCUGUUCUUAAAAAUUCUUCUGAUGCUAAGGCAUAUGAGGAUUAUAGGAAUCGGACACGUCUCAUACAGUUUCUUAUGGCACUUACUGAUGAUUAUGAGCCAGUCAGGGCUUCUCUUCUUCAUCAGAAAUCCUUACUUAGUCUUGAAGAUGCUCUUCCUCGUCUUAAGUCUGAAGAAACACGCUUGGGUUUGACUCGUUAUAAGAGUGAAACUGCCUUUGCAGCCACCGAGAGAAAGGACAAAAUCUGUCAAAACUGUAACCGUCCUGGGCAUUCCUUCCCCGAUUGUUCCUCUAUUGAAUGUCGUAAGUGCAAACAAAAAGGUCACAUUGGGUCCAAUUGUCCAAAACUGUUCUGCCAUUAUUGUAAGCUCUCGGGUCACUUGAUUACUGUCUGUCCUACUAGGCCACCGCGUUCGGAUCAGCACAAGUAUCAACCUCGUCCCAACAACUCUCUGCAUGUGCCUGCUUCUACUGCUGCUACUGCCACUGAGUCCACCCCUUCUACCUCUCUCAACACUCCUUCUGUCUCUCCAUUAAACAUUGAAUCUCUUCUUAAGCAACUUCUCUCUUUUUCUAGUAAUACCCCUGCUACUCUUUUCACCCCUCCAGGUAAUUCUAAAUGGUAUAUUGAUUUUGGUUGUUUUAAUCAUAUGUCUCCUUUGCGUCAUCUUUUCUUGUCAUUGUCUACCACCACAAAUGCACCUUCUGUUAACACUGCUAAUGGUUCCCUCCUGCAUGCAACACAUCAAGGGUUUAUUUCACAGUCCAAUAUUCAUCUUCCUGAUACUUAUUUUAUUCCAAAAUUGAAUUUUAACCUUAUCUUUGUCAGUCAACUUAUUGAACUCAAUUUUGAUGUCACUUUCUCUAUUUCUGGUUGUCAUGUACAAGAUCGUCGGACGGAAAAGAUCAUCUGGACUGGUUGUAAGGUCGGACAGUUGUUUGAGCUCGAGAACCUUCAUGUUCCCUAUCUGUCAAAUCUCUGUGUUAUUUCCUCUCCAUCUCCUCUUCACUUGUGGCACCGUCGUCUUGCCUACAGCUCCUUAAACAAAUUGCGUCCUCUUAUGUCUACAGAUUUUCUCGCUGAACAGGGUACUUUGUCUGAGUUUUCGUGUCCUGGUACCUCUCAACAAAAUGGCAGAGGUGAGCAUAAACAUCGUCAUAUUCUUGAUUCUGUUCGUGAAAUGCUUAUUUCUUCUUCCUGUCCUGAGCGUGCUUGGGGUGAAGCUGUUCUCACUGUUGUUCAUGUUAUCAAUAGACUCCUCUCUUCUAUUCUUAGUAACACUACUCCCUUUAAGCAUCUCUAUCAUACUCCUCCUGAUUACAGUUCUCUUCGUGUCUUUGGUUGUGUCUGUUCUAUCCUUCUUCAGCCUCAUGAAUACACCAAGUUUGAACUUCGGGCUCGCAUGUGCUAUUUUCUUGGUUAUGGUUAUGAACAUAAGGGGUCUACCUCAAGUCCACUCCUCGAGGCUCCUCCUGUUCCGUCUUCUCCAUCUUCUAAUGCUUCUAGACCGGAUGACGCUCCUGCUCCUGCUCCUGCUGUCAGGCCUCCUUCUUCCAUCCGUCCUUUUAGGGUAAGAAAUCCACCUCCUCAUCUUCUUGAUUAUCACUGUUUUUCUACUAUUCUUUACCAUCAUGAACCUCAGUCAUUUCGAGAAGCCUUUACCAAUCCAAAUUGGCAGCAAGCAAUGCAGGAAAAAAUUCAGGCACUUGAAAAAGCACACACUUGGGAUUUGGUUGAUCUUCCUUCUGGUCAAGAAGUUGUGGAUAGUAGAUGA